AUGUCGUCCAGCACGCAGGGUCAGCAAAACCUUGAUAGAUAUGUCGUUAUCCACGUCGCAACCACUUGUGACGAGCAUGGAGUGUAUGUGACGAAGGAUUCGGCGGAAGUGAUCGAGCUUGGGUGGAUCCUCCUGGAUGCUAAGAACUGCGAGGAGCUCUACCGCGACUCCGUGCUUGUCAAGCCUAUCAACACACCCAUUACACCGCUUUGCACUAGCUUGACCACUCUGACUUGGGAACAUGUUCGCAAUGCUGGCACCUUUCGUGACGCCAUCAACCGUUUCGACGCCUUUGCGUCGGAGCAUCUGACAUCACAGAACCUCGACUUUUCCUUCGUUACCCUCGACUCUUGGGACCUCCGUGUGCAACUUCCCCGCGAAGCUCGCGAUAAAGCCGUGGUGCUGCCACCAUAUCUCCAACACUCGAGAACCUUCGACCUCCGAACCGAGUACCAGCGAUGGCAACAACACCAUCCAGAGUCUCUGCCUUUUGGACCAUCAAUGUUGUCCAAUAUCUGCGCAGCUCUGGAGGUUGAACCGGUUACAGCAAGCGCUCCAAUCAAGCACAAUCUUCCAUUCCACCUACAGGCUCUUGCACCUGCAUCUCCUCGUAGAGCCAUGGAGGAAGCAGUCACCUUGGCACGAGUUCUUCGUGGCCUUAUCAGAAAAUCUCAGCCUCCUCAUGAACACCCGGAUGUCCUCACUCGGCCAAUGGACGCUCGGGCCGACGUUAGAGCUUUCUUGUCAGAACGCAGCAAAGUACUUCACAUGGCAGGUCUUCCUCACGAUACGACACAGUCCGAGUUGGAGAGCUGGUUUACUCAAUUUGGUGGACGCCCAAUUGCAUUCUGGACUCUGCGCACCCCAGACCAACAUAAACCUACAGGUUCUGGAUUCGCCGUGUUUUCCUCGCAUGAAGAGGCCGCAGAAAGUUUGUGCAUGAAUGGACGUGCUCUUAAUGAGAAGGCUAUCGAGGUCUCUCCCUCAUCUAGCCGUGUACUUGACAGAGCCGCAGAAAUUCUUACUCCAUUCCCACCAAGCAAGAAUCGCCCACGCCCAGGAGAUUGGACUUGCCCCUCGUGUGGUUUCUCCAAUUUCCAACGCCGAACGGCUUGUUUCCGCUGCUCAUUCCCGGCUAUGGGCGGUGGGCCGAGUGGUGAUUCUAUGGGAGGUUAUGGUGGUGGUGGUGGGUACGGUUACGGACCUCCAGCCAUGAUGCCACCUCCUCAACACAUGGGACACCAUGGUGGGAUGGGUGGUGGCCACGGUGGUGGUCGUAUGGGUGGUGGUGGUGGAAGUGGAGUUGUUCCAUUCCGUGCUGGCGACUGGAAAUGUGGUUCAGAGGGUUGUGGUUACCAUAAUUUCGCUAAGAACGUAAGCUGCCUUCGUUGUGGCGCUAGCCGUGCGGGUGCUGCCGUCGUGGCUGACUCCGGAUAUCCCUCCCCAAUGGACCCUCCAUCGAACUACGGUAUGGGGCCUGGAUCUAUGGCAGCUACACCUGGGCCUGGACCUUUCGCAGCAUCAGCUGGAGGUUUCGGAUCUUCUGGUGGAUAUGGAGGUCAGCACUUUGCCGGUCCUCCAAGCACAUAUGCCCUUCCUUCCGGCCUUGGAGGCAACUCAUCUGGACCAUACCCAUCCCUUAACACUCAUUUCGGUGGCGGUCCUUCUGGUGGCGGUGGAGCACAAUCUGCUGGACCUUUCGAUAGCCGCGCUGCUGAAGCAGCUUUCCAAUCUGCCAACAACGGUCCAGCUUCAGCCGGGCCUGGUUCCAACCAUUUCUACACCAGCCAGAGUGAAAGCGACCCUUUCGCUUUCCUUUCUUCAGGCAUGGGUAACUUGAACAUGGGCAGUGGUGACGCCCGUCAGAACGGUGGUUCUGCUCAACUCAGCGCCCCAAGCAAAUCGCCUGCUUAA
Messenger RNA from Glarea lozoyensis ATCC 20868, 1914 nucleotides. RefSeq names its product Ribonuclease H-like protein. NCBI's taxonomy places the organism in Eukaryota, Fungi, Ascomycota, Leotiomycetes, Helotiales, Helotiaceae. Bases 1 to 1914 code for a protein of 637 amino acids. Gene Ontology annotation, molecular function: RNA binding; 3'-5'-RNA exonuclease activity. The record is from RefSeq and is a predicted model, not a curated record. The transcript is spliced from 4 exons.